Molecule: messenger RNA, 432 nt
Organism: Rotaria sordida
Lineage: Eukaryota; Metazoa; Rotifera; Eurotatoria; Philodinida; Philodinidae
Source: the annotation of a GenBank genome assembly
UUAUGUCUUUCCUAAUCGAAUUGAUCUAGAUAAAUUAUUCGAUUUCAAAAAAUCUCAAUGUUUUUUCUUUUUUUUUACAAAGCUUAUGAUUUAUCUCCAAGUGGAGAAGGUCUUUAUAAGCCACCAUCAUUUAAAGAUAAACAACAAAUAAGUUGUCGUAUUCGUCAAAAAUUUCAAACUUUAAUUGCAUCAGCUGUUGCAAAUACAGAAGGAGAUGGUAACAACACAUAUUUAUUAUUAGGACCUAUUGGAACUGGUGCAUUUGCUAAUGAUAAACAAAUGAUAGCUGAAUUAUUUUUUGAAAUACUUAAUAAUCCAUUCAUGAAUUCAAAACAAGCAAUACGAUAUGCAUUUGAACAAAUAUGGUUUGUAUCUUCGAACAGUCUUCAUACAUUCGAAAAAGUAUUUAAAGAAAGUCAAACGCGUUUUUGA